Messenger RNA from Helicoverpa zea (corn earworm), 2808 nucleotides. It is a transcript of the gene dco, whose product is annotated as casein kinase I. Gene Ontology annotation, cellular component: cytoplasm; nucleus. Gene Ontology annotation, molecular function: ATP binding; protein serine/threonine kinase activity. Lineage: Eukaryota; Metazoa; Arthropoda; Insecta; Lepidoptera; Noctuidae. The record is from RefSeq and is a predicted model, not a curated record. Gene Ontology annotation, biological process: endocytosis; signal transduction; peptidyl-serine phosphorylation. The transcript has 8 exons. The coding region runs from base 273 to 1313 and encodes 346 amino acids.
AUCAAACCAACUGAUUGUCUACGAAAAAAAUCCUCAUGUGCGUGUGUAGUUAGAUUAGAUCAAUUUUAGAGCAAUUUUGUGUAAGAAACUUUAUAUGCGAUUUAAGGUUGAUUAAACAAGUAAUAAACGACUGGAGCUUGCAGAAAAAUACAGUUUGUAACCAAUUCCACCCAAUUAAGUUACAUACUUCACUUAGAUACAUUCUGCGUCUAUCGCAAUAUGGCCGUCCUGUAAUGAUUUGGUGGCCAGUAAUAUUAUUGUGAUUUCAUUGUAUGCUAAAUACCAAAAUGGAGCUUCGAGUCGGUAAUAAAUACCGACUGGGCCGUAAAAUCGGUUCGGGAUCUUUUGGAGACAUUUAUCUUGGAACAAAUAUUGUCACUAAAGAAGAAGUAGCUAUCAAAUUAGAAUGUAUAAAGACAAGGCAUCCACAAUUACACAUAGAGAGCAAGUUUUAUAAGCUUAUGCAAGGAGGAGUUGGUAUACCUGCAAUAAAAUGGUGUGGCUCGGAAGGAGAUUACAAUGUAAUGGUUAUGGAAUUGCUUGGACCUUCAUUGGAAGACCUUUUUAAUUUCUGCUCGCGCCGCUUCUCCCUCAAGACUGUUCUACUCCUUGCUGAUCAACUCAUUACCCGGAUUGAGGAUAUACAUUACAGGAACUUCAUUCAUAGGGAUAUAAAACCAGAUAACUUUCUUAUGGGCCUAGGUAAAAAAGGGAAUUUAGUGUACAUAAUAGAUUUUGGCUUAGCGAAAAAGUACAAAGAUGCACGCACAUUGCAACAUAUCCCAUACAGAGAAAACAAAAACUUAACAGGCACAGCGAGAUACGCAUCAAUAAACACACAUUUAGGCAUCGAACAAUCGCGCCGCGAUGAUCUGGAGUCAUUGGGCUAUGUACUCAUGUAUUUCAAUCGUGGAAGCCUUCCCUGGCAAGGGCUGAAAGCCGCUACCAAACGCCAGAAGUACGAGAGAAUAUCUGAAAAGAAACUGUCAACCCCUUUCGACGAACUUUGCAAAAAUCAUCCUAUCGAAUUUCAACUGUACCUUAAAUACUGCCGACGGCUACGUUUCGAGGAGAGACCUGACUACAGUCAUCUCCGUCAGUUGUUCCGCACACUGUUCCAUCGACAAGGGUUCACAUACGACUACGUGUUUGAUUGGAAUAUGCUCAAAUUCGGUGGUCAGCGCGGAAAUUAUCAAUCGGGUGGCAAUGACCGUACACUAAGACGUCAUGAACAAAAUCAAGAACAAGAAAACACGGCAGGCGCGGCGGGACAGCCGAGCACUACGGUGGCCGCCAUCUCGGAGUGGCGGUGAGGGAUCUUGGUGUCGUCGCAGUGUUAACACCACCACUAUGGAACCACGUUCGUAUUGUGACCUGCAUGUUCUAUUCGCCCGAACAAGCUAACACAGACUCGAUAUAUUCACGUAUUAAGACGGUGUGUUUUAACGACGACUUAUCAUGUCAUCGAACCGCGCAGUAGGAAUUGAGGCGCGAACGUCGUUGGACGUUAUCACGUUUUGAGAUAGAUUCUGUAUUAAAGUAAGGAAACAAUUUUGUAUGCAUCCGUGUUAACAUUCAUAUUAUUGUAAAUUAUUUAAUUGUAGGAUAUAAGUGUGAUGAUGAGUGGGCCGUGAAAUGAAACGUUAUAUUUGUUUGAAUGACACUCAUUUAAGCAUAGAGUAAUUAAUAGGCCUACCCAUGCAUCGUUGUACUUUAUGCUCAGUUAUAUUUAGAAGUAAGAUACAUAAUAUUUCAUAUUGGUAAGGUAAUACUAUAAUAUUGUCAAAAGGCCCGCAAAAUCUGUUGUGGGCCUUGACUAUGCAGAUAAGUUACUAAAAUCAACCUUUUGACAAGCUUAAGUAAUCUACUUGGUGAUAUACUUAAGUCUUAAUGAUUUUAUGUUCUUGGCACAAUAAAAAAAAAUGUUAUUGAUCUGGUAAUUUAACUCCAAAGCAUUUCAAAUAUUACUAACUUUGAUAAACGGUUACACGCGAUUACAUCAGAUCGUGUAGAACGCGAGGCAGUAAAUUACAUGGUCCAUGGUUAUCUUCUAAAAGUAUUCAAUUUUUGCCAACCAAAUGAGUCGCUUAGAGACACUUUGCUUGAAAAAUAGUCUGUCAUACUUAACACAAACUUUUUUCUACAAUUUUAAGAACAUUUUGGAGUUUGUAUUUUUAAAAUGUAAUGUGGCAAAUUAGGCUUCCUACAUAAUUAUAAUCAGAUGUUGACCUGAGACGUCCAGUGAUGAUAUUUAAAAUGGACAAACUCAACCAGAUUGGCCAAUAAUGUUCAUAUUGUGGAUUCUGCUGGCUCUUUGUUGUUUCUAAAAAAAUAAUAAUUCAAUCAAUCAUAUUUUGUGCAAUAUAGUAUUUUUUGUUUUAGUUAUUUUGCUAUAAGAUAAUAGCAUUAUGUUGAUUAUAGCAUUUUGUCUUCCAAGUUGAGUUAAAAUAUAUUAAUCACAUUCUUGUUUUGUGCUGAAAGUAAUUAUAAGUAUGUGACGUACAGGGCAUCUGUCAAUGGUCUGAAUGGAAUGGUCUUGUGUAAUAUUUUCAUUUUCAAUAGUACUGAUGAUUUGUUAGGCCAUUCCUGUAAUCCCUUAUUGUACCUCUGUUCGGAUAGACGGCCUAAAGUGGUAAUGUUAAUUCUUUACAAUUUAUGUCCAGCCACUGCCAUAGUUUAAUCUAGGUAAGUUUCAAAAACAUAAUUGGCCCAUGAAUACACUGCAUCGAUUAAUUGUAAACAAUGUUUGUUUGUCUUUUCUUUUGUAAAAUAUUCCUUUCACUUUAAUAAUAAUAAUCUUUAUUUUGA